UGUUUGCCUCCCAGCUGAUGCGCACACAGCUCCGCGGUUCUUCUAAAAAAAAAACCUCCUCUUCAUCCCGGGCUACAACGACAGUUUUUAGGGGGACCUCCUUCGUCCUCCUCUCCACCAAAUCUUCUCGUUGGUCCCGACGGAGGAAGCUCUGAAGUGCCGGGGACGAGAGGACCGGAGGACGGCAGCGCAGGACGCCGCAGUCGGUCAACUACUUGGCGGUGGUCUGCAGGCAGCAGGGACGCAAGUUUGGUUGAAAUCCGUGGUCUCCCCGCCAACUCUGAGCAAAGAUGGACUUCCCGGACGAGUUCUUGCUGGCCGAGCUGAGCCACCUGCAGCUCUACAACGACUCCUUCUUCCACAACAACUUCAGCGGCGCCUACAACGAGACGGACGCCCUGCUGCCCACCAGCGUCAAGGUGACCAUCGUCAUGGUCUACAUGAUCGUGUGCGUGGUCGGCCUGGUGGGCAACUUCCUGGUCAUGUACGUCAUCAUCAGAUACACCAAGAUGAAGACGGCCACCAACAUCUACAUCUUCAACUUGGCUCUGGCCGACUCUUUGUUCCUCGCCACUUUACCUUUCCAGGGCACCGACGUCUUUCUGGGCUUCUGGCCGUUUGGCAACGCUCUGUGCAAAGCCGUGGUGUCCAUCGACUACUACAACAUGUUCACCAGCACCUUCACGCUCACCGUCAUGAGCAUGGACCGCUACGUGGCCGUCUGUCACCCCGUCAAAGCUCUCGACAUGAGGACGCCUCACAAGGCCAAGGUGGUGAACAUCUGUGUGUGGGUGUUGGCUUCAGCGUUCGGCGUACCGGCCAUGGUGAUGGGCAACGUGGAGGAGGAACAAGAACAUAAUAGCGUGGAGUGCAUCGUGGUCCUGCCGGAGCCGCGCAGCCACUGGGACCCGGUCUUCGGCACGUGCGUCUUCCUCUUCUCCUUCCUCAUCCCGGUGGCCAUCAUCAGCGUGUGCUACAGCCUGAUGGUCAAGCGCCUGCGCAGCGUGCGCAUCCUGUCGGGCUCCAAGGAGAAGGACCGCAACCUGCGUCGCAUCACCCGCAUGGUGCUGGUGGUGGUGGCCGUCUUCGUGGUGUGCUGGACCCCCAUCCAGAUCAUGGUCCUGGCCCAGUCCCUGGGCUUCAACCUGAGCAGCCUGUCCACGCUGGUCCUCAUGCACUUCUGCAUCGCGCUGGGCUACGUCAACAGCAGCCUCAACCCCGUGCUCUACGCCUUCCUGGACGAGAACUUCAAGCGCUGCUUCCGCGAGUUCUGCCAGCCCUCGCCGUUCCGCCUGGACACGCAGCAGUCGGGGCGCAUGCGGAGCAUCGCCAGGGAGGUGGCGGCCGCCUACAGCUGCAAGGCCGGCGACGGCGGCGGGCACGGCGGCGGCACGCCCAAUCCCGCGUGACUAGGCGUGGAGAUGCCCCUGGUGGGGGUGGACCCCCAGCAGAGGGGCGACACGCCGGGGACGGGAAACUCCAACACGGAGCUGACUCAGAUCACGGCGCUCUAGCGCCACGAGCCCCCCCGGCCCCUGACCCGACGGCUGGCCUGGGGCGGGGGGGAGUCCGACGAGGACGCGGACGCCGCCGACGGGAAAAGGAUCUGAGGACGGCCCCGAGGAGGACGCCGUUCCGACUUUUGGUGCUUUUUAAAACUUGGAGGUGGGGCUUGUAACCGGAAGUGUCGUUUUUUACAUGCCUUAUAAGGACAUGAAGGAAAGAUACGGUAUGUACGCUAUUUAAAACGUCACGAUGCUUUCAGGAAACUGGGAAUUUCAAAGCCCUCGGACACCACUUUGCGUUUUAAACGAGCGUUUUAAAACUUGGAGACGGGGCUUGUAGCCGGAAGUGUGGUGUGUACAUGCCUUAUAAGGACAUGAAGGAAAGAUACUAUUUAAAACUUCACGAUGCUUUCUGGAAACUGGGAAUUUCAAGCCCUCGGACUCCACUUUGCGUUUUAAACGUGCUUUUUAAAACCUGGAGGCGGGGCUUGUAACAGGAAGUGUGGUGUGUUUAUGCCUUUUAAGGACAUGAAGGAAAGACACUAAAACUCUACGAUGCAUUCAGGAAACUGGGAAUUUCAAGGCUUUUGGACUCUGCGUUUUAAACUUGUUUUUUAAAAGUUGGAGGCGGGGUUUGUAACCGGAAGUGUGGUGUGUACAUGCCUUAUAAGGACAUGAAGGAAAGAUACGGUAUGUAGGCUAUUUAAAACUUCACGAUGCUUUCAGGAAACUGGGAAUUUCAAACCCUCGGACUCCACUUUGCGUUUUAAACGAGUGUUUUAAAACUUGGAGGCGGGGCUUGUAACAGGAAGUGUGGUGUGUACAUGCCUUUUAAGGACAUGAAGGAAAGACACUAUUUAAAACUCCCGAUGCAUUCAGGAAAUUGGGAAUUUCAAGCCCUCAGACUCCACUUUGCGUUUUAAACGACCGUUUCAAAACUUGGAGGCGGGGCUUGUAACAGGAAGUGUGGUGUGUACAUGCCUUAAAAGGACAUGAAGGAAAGACACUAUUUAAAACUCCACGAUGCAUUCAGGAAACUGGGAAUUUCAAGCCCUCGGACUCCACUUUGCGUUUUACACCUGUUUUUUAAAACUUGGAGGUGGGGCUUGUAAACGGAAGUGUGGUGUGUACAUGCCUUAUAAGGACAUGAAGGAAAGACACGGUAUGUACGCUAUUUAAAACUUCAUGAUGCUUUCAGGAAACUGGGAAUUUCAAGGCCUUUAGACUCCACUUUUGCGUUUUAAACCUGUUUUUUUUUUUUAAACUUGGAGGCGUGGCUUGUAACAGGAAGUGUGGUGUGUACAUGCCUUAAAAGGACAUGGAGGAAAGACACUAUUUAAAACGCCACGAUGCAUUCAGGAAACUGGGCAUUUCAAGGCCUUUGGACUCCACUUUGCGUUUUAAACCUGUUUUUUUUUUUCAAACUUGGAGGCGGGCCUUGUAACCGGAAGUGUGGUGUGUACAUGCCUUAAGGACAUGAAGGAAAGAUACGGUAUGUACACUAUUUAAAACAUCACAAUGCUUUCAGGAAACUGGGAAUUUCAAGCCCUCGGACUCCACUUUGCAUUUUAAACCUGUUUUUAAAACUUGGAGGCGGGGCUUGUAACCGGAAGUGUUGUGUGUACAUGCCUUAAAAGAACAUGAAGGAAAGACACUAUUUAAAACUCCACGAUGCAUUCAGGAAAUUGGUAAUUCCAAGCCUUUGGAUUCCAUUUUGCGUUUAUGGCUUGGUCAUGAACUGCUUUUUGAAAAUUGGAGGCGGGGCUUGUAACAGGAAGUGCCAUGUGUACAUGCCUUAAAAGGACAUAAAGGAAAGACACAGUAUGUACACUAUUUAAAACUCCACGUUGCGUUCAAGAAACUGGGAAUUCCAACUACUUGGAUUCCACUUUGAGUUUACGGCUCGGCCAUAAACGUGCUUUUUUGAAGAUUGGAGGCGGGGCUAGUAUCAGGAAGUGUCGUGUGUACAUGCCUUUAAAAGACAUGAAGGAAAGACACGGUAUGUACACUAUUUAAAACUCCACGAUGCGUUCAAUAAACUGGGAAUUCCAAGCCUUCGGACUCCACUUUGCGUUUAUGGCUCGGCCAUAGAUGUGCUUUUUAAAACUUGGAGGCGGGGCUUCUAACAGGAAGUGUUUCGUGUACAUGCCUUAAAAGGGCAAGAAGGAAAGACACUAUUUUAAACCUCACGAGACAUUCAGGAAACUGGGAAUUCCAACUCUUCGGACUCCUCUUUACGUUUAUGGCUCGGCCAUAAACGUGCUUUUCGAAACUCGGAGGCGGGGCUUCUAACAGGAAGUGUUUCGUGUACAUGCCUUAAAAGGGCAAGAAGGAAAGACACUAUUUUAAACCUCACGAGACAUUCAGGAAACUGGGAAUUCCAACUCUUCGGACUCCUCUUUACGUUUAUGGCUCGGCCAUAAACGUGCUUUUCGAAACUCGGAGGCGGGGCUUGUAACAGGAAGUGUCGUGUGUACAUGCCUUAUAAAGAGGGAAAAACACGGUAUGUACACUAUUUAAAACUCCACGGUGUGUUCAAGAAACUGGGAAUUCCAAGCUCUCGGACUCCACUUUGCGUUGAUGGCUCGGCCUGCAUGGACUCUGCCGUUACGAUAUGUGGCAAUGAACUCUGCAUGAACUAUAAAAGUGCGUCUUUUCGGGGGUGGGGGGUUCCUACUUCCCAGUUUCCUGCAAUGCCGCACGUCAGCACAUUCAAUUUUUUUUAAAGACGCGGCGGAACCUCCGACGUUCAAAUUUCCGCGCCGGAAAUCGUGUAAAUAGAAACGUUCCGAGCUUUAUGGCGUGUUAUUAGUGUAAAAAGAAGUAAAACGCCGUUUAACAGGAAGUUUUUUGCCCCCGGUGGCGUGUUAGAGGUACUGCUCGUGUUAUGCUUUUAUUUUGACAGUAAGUUCCAUUUCCUGUUCUAUGGUUAUCGUCACUUUUUUGGGGGGGGGGACCAUCACUGUGGUGUGACGUCAGAGGGAAAAAAGCCAAAGAAAAAGCUAAAAAAAAACUUUGUUGGGUCCAGCCCGAGAAAUUGUAGCAUUCAGCUUUGGAGGUUCCGCUGCAGUCGUGUCGUUUUAUUUUUAUUUUUUAUAAACGAUACAGAGCCUAUGUAAAUGCUGCACGGAGGGGGCGUGGUCAAGGGUCAUUUUGGAGACCAGUGGGCGGGGCUCAGACCUCACUCCAAAGGGACUAAGGGGCUCUCUUUCUUCUUCUAGUGUCUUUAAAGUGGAAGAGGAACUUGCCUUAAAAAUAUUUCAGCGAAAAAAAAUUUGUCUUGACGUUAGCUGAUGUUAGCCAAGCAGUCAACGAGCUGGCAAAAGAAAACGUUACCCCACCCAACAUAACCGAUGUUAUGUUUAUCGUACGACAACCGGGACAUUAAGAAGACGAACAGGAGCGCACAAAUGUUAGCAUAGCUACAUGCUAACAUUGCGUUUUUGACGUCAUGCUAGGUUGGCGACGCAAGCAUAACCGUGUGCGGUAUAGGCUAGCAUUAUAUUUCAAACACCAUGCUAAGUUAGCAACACUGAGAUACGUGCUAACAUUAAAUUUUAACAUCAAGCUAGGUUAGCAACACUACCAUAGCUAUCUAAGCUAGAAGCUAAUAUUACAUUUUAUCAUCAUGCUAUGUUAGCAACACUAGCAUAGCUAUAUGAGCUACAUGCUAACAUUACAUUUCAACUGUAGAUAUUUCAACACCGUCAUGGGUUAGCAACACUAGCAUAGAUAUGUGAGCUACAUGCUAACAUAACAUUUUAACAUCAUGCUAGGUUACCAACACUAGCAAAAAUGGUAACAUUACCUUUGAACAUCAUGCUAGGUUAACAACACUAGCAAAAAUGCUAACAUUACAUUUGAACAUCAUGCUAGGUUAGCAACACGAUCAAAAAUGCUAAGAUUACAUUUGGACAUCAUGCUAGGUUAGCAACACGAGCAAAAAUGCUAACAUUACAUUUGGACAUAAUGCUAGGUUAGGAACACGAGCAAAAAUGCUAACAUUACAUUUGGACAUAAUGCUAGGUUAGCAACACUAGCAAAAAUGCUAACAUUACAUUUGGACAUAAUCCUAGGUCAGCAACACUAGCAAAAAUGCUAACAUUACAUUUGGAUAUAAUGCUAGGUUAGCAACACUAGCAAAAAUGCUAACAUUACAUUUAAACAUCAUGCUAGGUCAGCAACACUUACGAAAAUGCUAACAUUACAUUCAAACAUCAUGCUAGGUUAGCAACACUAGCAAAAAUACUAUACAUUUGAACAAAGUGCUAGGUUAGCAACACUAGCAUAGCUAUGUGAGCUACAUGCUAACAUUACAUUUUAACACCAUGCUAGGUUAGCAUAGCUACAUGAGCUACAUGCUAACAUUACAACAUCAUUGUAUCACAUAUUACUGUUAGAACAUGACAGAAAAGUACCAUAGGGCAGUGGUCCCCAACCUUUUUGUAGCUGCGGAACCUUGGUAAAAAAAAAAAAAAAAAAUGUUUUGUCAUGAAAAAGGGAGUUUUUUGGGGUUGGUGCACUAAUUGUAAGUGUAUCUUGUGAUUUUUAUGUUGAUAUAAUUAAAAAAAAAAAAAAAAUUAUAAAAAAUUAUUUUGCGGCCUGGUACCAAUCGAGCCGCGGCCCGGUGGUUGGGGACCACUGCCAAAGGGCACCUUUAAUGAACCUCCUUUGUAUUAAAGUGUAUUGUAGCGAUGCUGUGUGUAUUUACAAGCCCUACAGGGGGCAGUAAAGAGAAGACAUGGCAUCGAUGUCUCCAUGACGACCGUCUGGACACAAAAGUGUCGUUAGUGUUAAUGGAGGGGGAAAAAAAAAAAACAUUAAAAAAAAUGAGUCAAAGCUGCUGACUCACAUCCUUUUCGUAGAAAAGUGCAGGUAACCAUGGCAACGGUGCGCUGCGUGGAAGACAAAGUUCAGGGUCCGGCCUGACGAGGACACGCUGGAAGCUUGUGGUGACUCAGUCAGUCGUCGUGCCGUCCAAAAGAUUUUGUAUCGUUUUUAUUUUUAUUUUUUCCCGUUUUCUCUUCUUCUGGACUUUUGUAAACCAUGAGGAUUCUCCGCGUGAGCGAAAAAGAGCAGAGUGAGCGCUCGUCUGCCGCCUGUUUCAAUCCGUGUAAAUAUCGUUUUUUAAAAAGGUGUGGACGCAGUUCGUCCACCUCUCAUUGGAAAAAAAAAAAAAAAAAAUCAAAAACAAGGAACGUUCCGGA
Messenger RNA from Nerophis ophidion (straightnose pipefish), 6712 nucleotides. RefSeq names its product opiate receptor-like 1 (gene oprl1). The record is from RefSeq and is a predicted model, not a curated record. The transcript is spliced from 6 exons. Gene Ontology annotation, molecular function: nociceptin receptor activity; neuropeptide binding. NCBI's taxonomy places the organism in Eukaryota, Metazoa, Chordata, Actinopteri, Syngnathiformes, Syngnathidae. Gene Ontology annotation, biological process: sensory perception of pain; neuropeptide signaling pathway. Gene Ontology annotation, cellular component: membrane; neuron projection. The coding region runs from base 291 to 1409 and encodes 372 amino acids.